Molecule: messenger RNA, 585 nt
Organism: Brassicogethes aeneus
Lineage: Eukaryota; Metazoa; Arthropoda; Insecta; Coleoptera; Nitidulidae
Source: the annotation of a GenBank genome assembly
UAAAAGUCUAUUUUUGUAAACAAUAUUUCCAUUAAAAAAAGCAAAAUGCGCGAUAAAUGGCAGCCGACCGGGCCUAUUCGACCACCUGAUUGCAUAAUUUCUUCAAAAGCGCGCGAUAAAAACAAUUUUGGAUUUAAACCUUUAUACGAAUACGAAAAAAAGCCUCACAUGAACUAUUUGAUAUCCUUUGAGUAUCAAAGAAUGUGGUUUAAAGAUAGAAAGGAGUAUGAAAAGAAAAUGUAUGCCAAACCUGAAGCAAAGUCCGUGCCACCGCCAAAGAGAAAAUCAACUGAAGAAGGUGGAGAUGACGAGGAUGAGGAAGAAGCUCCUAGACCUAAACCGAAAGGUGUCAGUGGAAAUCCAGGAAUUGUUCAAACGGAAAGAAGCUAUUUUAACCGAGCAUUUGUGCAAAGAUUGAUGAUGUACAAAAGGCCAACAAAACUUCAACUUCAAGAACACCUUGUAGCUCAAUUAAGGAAGUCCAAAAAGAAUAAGGAAAAAACGGACACUUUUGUAUCUUUGAAAUACAAACCUAGAUGUUUGGUAAAAUAAAAAUACGUAAUGUUAUGUAAUUAUGAAAGCAGU